This is a messenger RNA of Myodes glareolus (Bank vole), 3146 nucleotides long. RefSeq names its product ITPRIP like 1 (gene Itpripl1). Gene Ontology annotation, cellular component: membrane. The record is from RefSeq and is a predicted model, not a curated record. NCBI's taxonomy places the organism in Eukaryota, Metazoa, Chordata, Mammalia, Rodentia, Cricetidae.
GGGGUGGAGCUUGCCGGGGCGGAACCCCUGAGGCGGGAACCGCUGUGGACUGCAUGAGUUCUCCACGACUGGCACCGCGUGGUAGUCGCAGCAGUCCACAGCCCGCAGACUCUGGCCCGUCGGAGACAUAGUCUGUACCCCCAGAAAGAGCACGUCGGGACCACUCCCGUAGUUGGUGCCGGCUAUGAACUGGGAGCAUCCUGCACGCCCGGAAGAAGGCAGGGGGGGCCAGGCCGCGCUGUGUCUUUAAGAAUGCUCUCUUGCUCUUAAUAGAGACCGUGAGUAAGGUGGCCCCUAAUCCCAAGAGAAGCCCUUAGUCUGGGUCUUUAGUUGAGGCAGGAGAGAGGUGAGAAUGCACUGUCUGGGCGUGGAAUUUGGGGAAGUUACUGAUGGCAGAGUGGACCCUACUUUUAGGCAGAACUCUGCGGCCCUGGUAAUUUUGAACAGGGCUCAUGGAAAGGGCAGUUGGGCUCAGUUCCAAGGGGGAGAAGAGCCCCUCACCUGAACUCCGUGUCCACAGUGCCCUACCCUUCAUGGCUCAGGAAGCCCAGUAGCUGGUGAAUCACUGGGGUGAAGGCCGGAAGUUUCAGGCUUCAGUGGUUGGUGGGAGGGCCAGGGAAUCUCUGCUACUGUCUGUCUGUUGGGUCUUGGCCACUCAGUUCUGCAGGUACUUUCCUGGGCUGGGAAGUGCGGCUGGACCGAUGGCCAUCUGCUAGCCUGCCUCAGAACCUCAGCACCGUGCCUGUCGAGUGGCUCCUGCAGGGCAGAGUGGUGAGACUGAAUGGUCUAAUGACACAGGGCAGGGUUGUGAAGUCACAGAGGAAGUGGGAUGCUGCAGCUAGGGACUGAGGCUGGCUAGCCAAGGAUGGGGAAGAUAUUGCCUGGACGGAUUCUGUGUUUUCUGCCUGUGGAAGGGAGCCUCUGGGACUGGCAGGGCAUAUCUGGUGCCCGAGGUGGACUGAUGAGUCGGAUGCAGAGGCCUCCAUGGCUGUGAUAAGCCUGCUCUUCUUGGCAGUGAUGUACGUUGUUCACCACCCCCUGAUGGUCAGUGACCGGAUGGACCUGGACACGCUGGCCAGGAGCCGGCAGCUGGAGAAACGAAUGAGCGAGGAGAUGCGGCAGCUAGAGAUAGAGUUUGAAGAGAGAAGGCGAGCCGCUGAGCAGAAGCAGAAAGCGGAGAACUUCUGGAGAGGAGACACGUCCAGUGAUCAGUUAGUGCUGGGGAAGAAGGACAUAGGAUGGCCGUUCCAGGCCGGUGACCAAGAUGGGGGGCCUCUGCGCUGGAUGCUGGGGAACCUGUGGAACGCGGGCCUCUUCUGCCUUUUUCUCAUCUUUGAGCUCCUGCGACAGAACAUGCAGCACGAGCCAGCCUUUGACUCCAGCAGCGAGGAGGAAGAGGAAGAGAUCCGUAUCGUGCCUGCCACCUCUUACACCUGGCUCUCUGAUUUUCCCUCCCAGGAAGCCCUGGAGUCCUUUUACAAACAUUAUAUCCAAAAUGCCAUCCGUGACCUGCCCUGCACCUGUGAGUUUGUGGAGAGCUUUGUGGACGAUCUCAUUGAGGCCUGUCGGGUGCUCAGCCGCCAGGAGGCUCACCCACAGCUGGAGGACUGCCAGGGCAUUGGCGCCGCCUUUGAGAAGUGGGGGACCCUCCACGAGAUGCAGAAAUUUGUUGUCCUGGUGCCCAUUGCCCCUCCGCAGGGCACUAGGUUUGUCUUGGAGAUGAGAGAUCCGGCCCUGGGCCGACGUUGCGGCUGUGUGAGGGUGGACUCGGGAUGCCUGUGCAAACAGGAGAAGCUCCUGGGGGAUGUGCUGUGCCUGGUGUGCCACCGCAGGGAACACUCAGCCAUCUUGAGCGAGUGUAGCUCCAUCAAGGCCGCUCUCUGCACUGGCUCGCACCUGGACGUGUGUAAGACCGUGCAGUGGUUCCGCAACAUGGUGGGCAAUGCCUGGGCCCUAGUGGCCCACAAAUAUGACUUCAAGCUCACCCUCCCACCAUCUACCACCUCCUGCAAGCUCAGGUUGGAUUACCGCUCGGGCCGCUUCCUAUGCAUCAGUUUGGUUUUCGGGGUGCAACGGGAAGAUACCUUGGUCUACCUGGUGAGUCAGGCCCCUGAGCGAGAACAGCUCACCAGCGUGGACUGGCCUGAGUCCUUCGCAGCUUGUGAACACUUGUUUCUGAAGCUGGUGGGACGCUUUGCCCCUGAGAACACCUGCCACCUCAAGUGCCUGCAGAUCAUUUUGAGUCUUCAGGACCACAAGAAGUUACCCCCGGGAGCCACCCGUCCCAUCCUUACCUCUUACCACUUCAAAACAGCCCUCAUGCACUUGCUGCUCCAGCGGCCUCUGACGGACUGGCAGCACAGCAUGCUCUCCCGGCGGCUCCAGGACCUUCUCUGCUUCUUAGGCCAGGGCCUCCAGCAAAGGUCUCUCCAUCAUUUCCUCAUUGGCAACAGCUUCCUGCCCCUGACCAUCCCGAUCCCUAAGACAUUCCGGAAUGCUGAGCCUGUCAAUCUUUUUCAGCACCUGGUGCUAAAUCCAGUGGCACACACCCAGGCCAUGGAGGAAUUCCACAACCUUUUGGCCCAGGUGAAAACUCUGCCUUGCUCCCCACCGGAUGGAGGACUUUAAUGGAAAGGCCAUUAAAAAAAAAAAAAAAAAACAGAAGUUCUUUCUGAUUCCUCAGGCUACGAAAGCUUAUUUCUCACAAAGCCAAAGGUGCCCGUGGGGACCACGGGAGAGUAAGUCAUUCUUAGAAGCGUGUGAAGAAGGCUGCAGCCAGUGGAGCUUAGCCUGAGGGCUGGGAUGGCUGGUGUUUUUAGUCUCCUGACUUUAGUCAGGACCCAAAGAAAGUAAAAGUACAUGGAAGCAGCUGUCAUGGGAGGAGUUUGCUGCUGAGGAGAUCCUGUUCAGUUGUGUUUCUGCGUCACCACUGGCAGCAGAAGCUCCAGAGAGACCGCCAUCCUGGCUGGCUUCUUUCUGUGACUUGCUCCGCUCACCCUUUGAAAUGCACUGUUAGCUUAAUUCCCACCCAAACUGCUACAUCCAGCUUUCCUCCCUUCUCCCUCGAAUCAACAGAUGCAGUUCAUACUUCAGGAUGGAGGUUUUUAUAACCUCACUAGUGUGAAAAUAUAAAUAUGUCUUUUCUA